ACACGAUAAACUGAUAUCUUUUUUUCCUCACCUGGUGAAGAGCUGAGCGAUCCGUCUGAAAUUGUUGAAUAGCUCGGGCUGACUGUUGUAUUCUACGUGGGCAGGAGGUUGUAGUAUUAUUGUUUUGGGUCUUUGAGUUGUGUGUUUGUUGUUGUUUGUUGUUUGUUGUUAUACUGUCAUUGCAUCUUGUCCAAGGACCUCUCUGUAUAAACUCUUGAAGUGAGCUGAACUAUGCCUCCCAAGAAGAAACCAGCAGCAAAAGCUGAGGCAAAGAGGAAUGAAGAGGAUAAGAAGAGAACGAAUCUUCGAGAUCUCCUAAGUCGGAGCUCAUCCAUGGUCUCUAGACCAUUGAAGAAGACAGACACCAGCGAGGUGGCAUUGCAGAGGUCUGCGUCGCAGCCGAGCAACGCACCAGCUCUGCGACGUGGUAAGAAGAUCAGGAAGUUGAAUGCGGACGAUAUGGCCAUCACACCAGACGCUAAACGUGUUCGUCAGACACCAGGAAGAUCCACAAGAAAGCAGAACGCAUUGGCGUAUGAAGAGCACUCCACAACGACACAAGUUGCGCUUCCACUAUCAGACACACCGAUAAUACGGAGAAACCAGGAGAUGAGAAAUGGCAAAUCAGUCAGAAGAUCCUCGAUGGAGAAAAGAGGCAAGAGAGUGUCAUCAAUAGGAAAUGGGUUUACUGGACUGCCCCACGACCGAGUACCGACGUCUGAUUUCUAUAAGCAUCUUGAUUCUACAUUGCCGGAUCCACACAAGAUGAGACAGUUGCUAUCGUGGUGCUCACGAAGAGUAUUGGAUGAGGAUAACAACAAACACAUCCAGCAGAAGAACAUACUUCCAUCGAAGGAGUUAACAGCGUUGAAUAUCGCUAAAGUUAUUAAAGAGGAGAUGGUACGUGAUUUGGUUGAUGGUAAGUUCAACAUCAGCUGGUGGAACAGGGAUGAAGACGAAGGCAAGAGUGAGACACAAGUACUAUUACCGAAUGAACGCAAUGUCAAAAAUGCACAAGUCCUGGAGCAGUUGAAACAAAGGCUAAAAGUGUUACAAAAUGCCAGUGCACAGUGGGGGUCAAACAUGUCUAAACUUGUGGAGUUACCGACAAUAUCAAUGGACCAUGUUCCACAUAUAGAGCCUGAUGAAAAAUACCAAAGUGUCUUGGACAACUCUCUUAUCAACGAACUAUCUGCACUCGAGGAAUCAAGUUUUAACGAUAUAUCGACCGAGGUGGAGUUUGCCGUAGAUAACUUCACCACAUUUGUUCAUCAGAUCAAGUCGUUAUCUUCCCUGAAACAGAAAAUAAUCUCAAAGAGAUCGAACGAGCUGUCCAGCAUCCUGGACAAGACUAUUGAUGACGACACAUUGGAUAAGAUCAACAACAACGAAAUUAAUAAGGACCUUGAUACUGAUCAGUUGUUGAAGGGUAUUGCCAAACUUGACCGUUGAUACUCCACCCAAUUACAUUCCAGGACCAAAAAUUCAAUUCUCAUAUAUUAAUGUUUUACUACACGUUCUUUUUCAUUAUCACCAAG
This is a messenger RNA of Williopsis jadinii, 1538 nucleotides long. RefSeq lists its product as uncharacterized. NCBI's taxonomy places the organism in Eukaryota, Fungi, Ascomycota, Saccharomycetes, Phaffomycetales, Wickerhamomycetaceae. The coding region runs from base 232 to 1452 and encodes 406 amino acids. The transcript has a single exon. The record is from RefSeq and is a predicted model, not a curated record. Gene Ontology annotation, cellular component: MIS12/MIND type complex. Gene Ontology annotation, biological process: mitotic sister chromatid segregation; cell division.